Molecule: messenger RNA, 2964 nt
Organism: Dioszegia hungarica
Lineage: Eukaryota; Fungi; Basidiomycota; Tremellomycetes; Tremellales; Bulleribasidiaceae
Exons: 6
Coding region: 1-2964 (987 amino acids)
Cellular component (GO): cytoplasm; nucleus
Molecular function (GO): ubiquitin binding
Source: RefSeq, a predicted model, not a curated record
AUGGCAUCAGUCGACGAACUCGCCAGCAAGUACUCGGAACAGCUGGGGCAGCUCCAGGCAAUCUUCCCAUCAUGGGACGAAUCAGACCUGGCAUUCACGCUCCAAGAUGCGAGAGGAAAUGUGGACGAGGCAGCUAUGAUGAUCACUGAAGGUCGUGCUGCCCAAUUCACCCAAGCCACGAGCCGGAAGAAGGCCGCCAAACCCAAGGAAUCGACCCAGAGGCACUCGAACAGGAAUGCUGAUACGGGUGGAUGGGAGGCGGUCAAUGGAGGUGAUGGCGAGUUCAAGGGCGGCAGGGGCGGUCGAGGCGGUAGGGGAGGACGCGGAGGUCGCGGUGGACGUGGUGGAGAGCCAUUCCGAGGUGGCCGAGGCGGUUCCCGAGGCGGUCGAGGCGGCUACGCAAACGGCUCAUCCGGAGACUACGCGAACGGCAGCUCCGGAGUCACCAACACCGCUACUACGACCGACGGCUGGGCGACUCAAGUCCAGGAAGCCACAAAGACCAACGGCGAUGAUGGGGGUUGGGGCACUGAGACUGCCGCUGCACCUGCCACCGGCGACGACGGGGGCUGGGGCGAUGAGGCCCCUGCCGCUCCUGCUGCCGCUGUCUCAGCUGCUGCACCUGCCAAGGCCAACGCGGAUGAUGGUGGUUGGGGAGACGAGCCAGCUGCGGCGCCCAAGGCGGACUUCAUGCCUGUCAAUGGGCUCGGGGAUGCUCCGUCUGCCAAGGAACUGAAGGGCGCAGCGGAUGCGGUCAAGGCGGGUCAGACACCCCAGGCCAAGCCAAAGAUGACAUGGGCUCAAAUCGCAAAGCCGGUCGAAAAGCCAAAGCCAGCCCCCGCACCUGUCGCCCAACCAAAGCCAGCGGCCGCGGAGCCAGUCACCACAGCUCCCGAGCCACCACUCGACGAGGAGGAGACCGCCGAGGAGGUCGCGCCCGAAGCCGAAGUGCCGGUCGAAGCUGAGCCAGAGGUGGAAGAUACACCUGUCGAGGAGGAAGCACCCGUGGAGGAGGCUGCUCCGGAAGAGCCCGAAGUGCAGGAGUCAGCUCCAGCAGAAGAGGAAGACUGGACAUCGGAUCCCGCUAUCGCCGGUGCCGGCGCUGGUGCUCAGCCAGAAUGGGCCUCUUCUCAGCCCGCUGCACUCUCACCCCCAGCAAGGGAGCCGGAACCCGUCACGACCUACACUGGCCCUCCAGGCUUCAACAACCUCCCUUCGAAAUCCGCCCAACCUCCCCUUACAUCCGCCGCCCCCGCCGCUGCUCCCACGGCCAUCCCCUCGCACGCCUCCAUCUCCAACGCUCAACGCACCAACUCGCGCGCCGCCCACCGGUUCAAGAAUUCGGACGGACAGGGCGUCGUGCUUCCUCCCGCGCUUGACCGGGCUACAUCCAGCAUGGAGGUGCAGUUCGGCAGUCUCAGCUUUGGCGGUCUGAACGGUGACGGCGUGGAAGCCCCCCUUGCUCCCUUGUCGCCGCAGGACUCGAAGCAGGAGUUCUCUGCUCCCGCUCACCAGCAGCAGCCGCAGCAAAUCACCAGCCCGAUCCGCCAACCGGUGUCGCAGCCCCCUGCACAGGCCCCAGUCCACUCGCAGAGCCCAUACCACCCAUACCAGGCGCAAAAUCAGGCUCAGGCCCCUGCUCCGGCACAAGCCCCAGCACAACCCGCCGCUCCCGCUGCUGGCGGAUACCAGUCAAACCAGCAGACACUGCAGGCGCAGAUGGCUGCAUACCAGUCGCAGUAUGCCCAGCAGCAACAGCAACCUGCCCACACCCAGCAGGAGCAGACCCAGGCGCAACCUCAGCAGGGGUAUGCUGGGUUCCGUGGGUUCGACCAGUACGGCUCGCUUCCCCAGCCCACGCCGCAGCAAUUGCAGCCCCAGCAGGCUCAGCAGGAGCAGGCGCCCGCACCGAGCCAAAGCCCAUACGAGCCCUUUGGCGCUGCGGCUGGCGGUGCGAACGCGUUCGGCGGAAGCCACCUCUUUGGUCAGGGCGCUGGACAGCACCAGGGCAAUGAGUACGCUCAGCGCGCAUAUGAGUCGUACGGUUCGGGCGGCUACCCCCGGCCGCAAGCCGAGGAACCCAAGCAGGCUGCUCAGCCGCCGCAGACCCACACCCCGGCCGCCCCUGCGCCUUCGCAGAUCCCUCAGCAGCAGCAACACCAGCAGCAGCAGGGCGGGUACUACUCCAACAUGGGAUACUACCAGAACGCGCCAUACAACCCGUACUACCAAUAUGGCCAAGCCCCUACGCCUUCGUUCCAGCAGUACUACCCUCUCGGCCAGCGUCAGAUGUACGGCCAGCCCGCCCCCGCUCCCGGUGGACCCGGCGCUCCCGGUCCUGGUGCGCCCUCCCCCGCCAAGCCCGCUCAAGUGCAGCAACACCAACAGCACGCGCAAUCCCCAUACGGCGCACCCUCAAGCUACCCUUCCUCGACCUACGACGACUUCUCGCUGAGUCGUUUCGGCGACAAGUCUGGUGCGGGCGUUGCGAGCGGCGCGAAUGCCCAGCAACCCGCUUUCGGCGGUUAUGGAUCUUCGGCGGCGCAGCAAGGUCAGGUGGGCAACGCUGCCAAUGCGUACGCUGCGUCCCAGUGGGGCCGGAACCAGGCCUCUACACCCGGUAACGACGACUCGACCGGCGCCGGUGCAGGCGGCUACAAGGGCGUUUCGGCCGCUCGGCCCGCCUCGACCCAGGCUCCAGCUCAAGGCCAAGGCCAGCAGGGCCAGGGUCAGGGUCAGACCCCGCAGCAGGCUCAGGCGCACGCUGCGGCUCUCCAAGCCCAGGCUCAACAGCAGCAGCAACAGCAGCAGCAGCAGCAAGGCCAGGGGUACGGCGGGUACGGCGGGUACGGGGGAUACGCCGGCGGUGGAGGCGGUGCGGAAGGUGGAUGGGGUGGGUACGGCGGGUACGGCGGUGGUGGCGGUGGAGGCGGCAGGAACGGGUAUGCGGGGUGGCAGCAUUGA